Messenger RNA from Dermatophagoides pteronyssinus (European house dust mite), 2441 nucleotides. RefSeq lists its product as uncharacterized. Lineage: Eukaryota; Metazoa; Arthropoda; Arachnida; Sarcoptiformes; Pyroglyphidae. Gene Ontology annotation, biological process: peptidyl-L-cysteine S-palmitoylation; protein targeting to membrane. Gene Ontology annotation, cellular component: Golgi apparatus; endoplasmic reticulum. The record is from RefSeq and is a predicted model, not a curated record. Gene Ontology annotation, molecular function: protein-cysteine S-palmitoyltransferase activity.
UUUCUUUCUCUGGCCAUAUUGUUGUAAUCAAUAAAUCGAUAAAUGUGCCAAAACGUUCAAUCAUGACCCAGAAUAGUAUUGAAUCAUCGUCUGGCAUGGGCGUUGUUGUGAAUAGCAAUGUUAAUGUUAACAAUGAUAAUCAUAACCAUAGCACUAUCAUGACUACCAUGGUGACCACUGAUAAUAACAAUGUCAAUCCACCCAUUGCUGCCCCAAUCCCAACAUCAUCAGCAUCGACAACAGCCACAACUUGCACGCCGAUGGCAACCACAAAUGUUCGUCGAAUACGACGAUAUCGGAUAUUUCCGGGACGUAAUCGUUUUUUCUGUGAUGGCCGCAUCAUAAUGGCCAAACAAAUAUCUGUUUUUUAUUUUACGGUCGCAUUAUUGGUCGGUACAUGUGUUUGCUUCUUUAUUUUUGAUUCGCCAUAUCUAUCCAAUAAGAUUAGUCCGUUGGUGCCGAUCGUUGCUGCUUUUCUGUUUUUAUUCGUUCUGUUCUGUCUGUUGCGUACAUCGUUUACCGAUCCCGGCAUAUUGCCUCGUGCAACGCCUGCUGAAGCUGCCGAUGUCGAACAACAAAUUGUUCCAAACCAAAGUAAUUCAUCUACGAUGCGGCCGCCGCCUCGUACCAAGGAAGUGAUGAUCAAUAACCAAAUGAUAAAAUUGAAAUAUUGCUUCACCUGUAAAAUAUUUCGACCACCCCGUGCAUCUCAUUGCAGUCUUUGUGAUAACUGUGUUGAACGUUUCGACCACCAUUGUCCCUGGGUGGGAAACUGUGUUGGUAAGCGUAAUUAUCGUUUUUUCUACAUGUUCAUCGUAUCGUUGGCAUUUUUGUGCAUCUAUGUAUUUUCCUGCAUCAUAACACAUUUCAUUCUAUUAUCGAAAACCAUGACAUUUGUGGAGGCUGUCAAACAAUCGCCUGUGAGCGUUGUGGAAAUGAUAAUAUGUUUUUUUUCCGUAUGGUCAAUAUUGGGAUUGGCUGGCUUUCACACAUAUCUAAUAAUGUCCAAUCUCACCACCAACGAAGACAUCAAAGGAUCCUUUUCCAAGCGUAAUCAUGUUUCAAUCAAAAAUCCCUACUCGCAAGGAUCCAUUUUUCGCAAUUGUUAUUCGAUUCUGUGCGCUCCCAUCGGUCCAAGUCUAAUCCAUCGCCGUUCAUACGUUUAUUGUGAGGAAAGUAUUAUCACCACAGCUGCAUCAGCAUCGGCAUCAUCAUCAGCAAACAAUUGCAAUAACUACCAUCACCAGCCUAUAUCAUCAUCUUCGGCUGCUGCUAAACAGUCUCAAUCGAUACGUUUUGCUGCUAAUGUUGCAUAUCCAUUGCAGCCAACUAUAUCUGGUCAACAACAACAACAACAAUCGAUUCCGGUGAUGGCCAACUAUUAUCAUCAUAACCAUCAUGCUCAUCUUCAGCAGCCAAACAAGUCGCCACAAAUAAUAUCGCAUCAACUCAAACAAUCAAACGGUCAAUCCCAAUACUAUGUUCCCAUCAUCAAGAAUAGCAACCAAUCCCAACAACAUCUGCAUCCCGAUUCACAUGGCCAAGUUUAUCUCGGCCAUGAUAUUGAUGAGCUUGAUAAACAACAACAACGUUUGGCCACACAACAUCAUUACUAUCAACAACCAGCGCAGUCGGAUAAUAUGCUGAUAAGUGAAUCGUUCAAUGCCAAUGAUCCAUUACAUCAUCACCAUCAUUAUCAAACAUGUGCCCAACAAGCUUGUUAUUAUCAUCAAAAGUCCUCAUCAUCCUCCUCGCCAUCAGUUCGUCAUCAUUCAAAUGUAGCACCACCUCAAUCCGACAACUAUGCCACGACUAUGAUUAUUGAUCCAUAUUAUCCGAAUUUGGCCAAGAAAAACUCGCCAUCAAUAAUGAUCGACACUGAUAAUGAUUAUUGUAAUUAUCCCACCCAACAUUUCAUUCAUAACAGUAACAGCAACAGCAACAGCAACAGUAAUCAACAAAAAUCAACAACCAUACCGACCACAUCUUGUUCGCAUCACCAUAAUCACCACCACCACCACCAUCAUGCAGCCAAUUCAUCGAAGGCAUCCUCAUCGACCGGUAGUUGUAAUUCGACAACCACAUAUCAAUCAAGAUCAUCAUCCACCAAUCAACCGCAUUCUCAACCAAAACGAUCACAAACCACAGUUAAAGGUCAAACACAACCCCCAUCAACAAAGCAAACAAACAAAAUCAAUUGAUCGAUAUGCAUAAUGGUAUUGAAUUCACCUGCAAUCAAAGCCUCGUUCGCCUUAUUCAUGGAAUGCAAUGGACACAUUGUGAGUUGGUUUUGUUUUGCACUAGAUUCGAUCGGAAAUAUCAUUCGAUCUUUGAUUUUAAUCUGGUUGAUUUGAAUUUUGAUUUUUGCAAAUCCAGAUUUCAGUUUGGAUGAUGGUAGCUUGUUGAUUGAUUGAUUGAUGUCUAGGCAACCGACGACUAUU